Cornus florida is the source of this 663-nucleotide messenger RNA. RefSeq lists its product as uncharacterized. The transcript has a single exon. Bases 1 to 663 code for a protein of 220 amino acids. The record is from RefSeq and is a predicted model, not a curated record. Lineage: Eukaryota; Viridiplantae; Streptophyta; Magnoliopsida; Cornales; Cornaceae.
AUGCUGAUUGGGGAUUGGAAUAUUGUUAGAUGUAACUCUGAGAAGCUGGGAGGUAGAUACCAUUCUCCAAGAGUUUUUGCUGAAUUUAAUCAUACCAUUGAUUCUUUAUGCUUAACUGAUAUUCCUGUGACAAAUGGGACUUAUACAUGGUGUAACAAUAGAUUCUUAAAUAGAAGAAUUUUUGCUAGAUUGGACAGAGGAUUGAUGAAUGAGGAAUGGGAUCAGACUUAUCCAAAUGCUCAAAUAGUUUUGACUCCACCUCUGACUUCUGAUCAUUGGGGAUUAAUCCUUCAUUUACCAAUGAAGAUUACUGAUGGUCCUAAACCAUUUAGAUUUUUGACAGUGUGGAACAAGGAAAUUGCUGUUAAGGAUAUUAUUUCUGAUGUGUGGAAUUUGAAGACCAGUGGGGAACCUAUAAAGAAGAUGCUUUACAAGUUGAAAUUGGUUAAGCAGGCAGUUAAACAAUGGAACAAGGAUAAAUUUGGUUAUAUUUUUGAACAGGUGAUUGGUUGUAGGAAGUCUCUUACUCAAAUUCAGUUUUUAUUAAAUAAUGAUCCUUUGAAUGAAGCUUUUAUCCAGCAAGAAGAAGAAGGUAGGAGGAAAUUGGAGGCUGCUAUUUCUAAUAAGGCUUUAACUCUGGCUCAGAAAUCUAGAAUUCAAUAG